CCCGGGGAGCCUCCCGGGGCUGAUUUUCCACCAUCUCCUCCGUGCUGGGAUCCCCGUGUGGGUGCCUCCCCCACGCUGCCGUGUGAUCCAUCCUGCUCUCACCGAGCCCUCACUUCCACCCUUCUCCCUCCCAUCGCCAGGGCUCAGUGCCCUAAAAAUCCAGGAGAGGAAGGUGCCAGGGGAGCUCGGGGCUGGCACGCGUGCGGCUGAGGUUAUUCACCCCGGGGCGGGGGCAGCUUCCCCGAGCAGCGCUCCUGCGUGUCCUGCUGCAUCUCCCCGAGCUCCUCUCUGCACCUUCCUCCGCCGAAACAGCUCCGGAGAGAUUUUUUUUUUUUUUUUUUUUUUUUUUUUUCCCUGGGAUCGGGACAGGCGGGUGCUCUUGUGGCAGAGAGCGGCAGAAGCAGCUGGCUCCUUCCCGGGGAAGGCAGGCAGGGAGCCGCGGCCCGGGGGCCGGAGGAUGCUCGCCGCGGUGCCCAGCCGCGGGGAUGCGGAGUUGCUAGGAGGCAGGUGAAGGUGAAGGUGGAGGUGGAGGUGAAGGUGAAGGUGAAGAGCAGAGCGCUGCGGAGCACCGCAGGCCCAGAUCCGCAUGUCAGACUAUCACCACCCCAGCGAUGGGGAGUCAGACCCCCAGCACGGCAUCACUGUGGUCUUCCUCCUCGUCCUCGUCUUCUUCAUCAUGGGGCUGGUGGGGUUCCUGAUCUGCCAUGUCCUGAAGAAGAAGGGUUACCGCUGCCGGACCUUCCGGGACGAGCUUGACCCAGAUGACAAAGAUGGGGUGGAGGAGCUCCAGGGUGAUGAUGAGGACGAGAAGAACGAUGACACUGUGGAGAAGAUCGUGAGGUGCAUCAUCCAAAACCAAGCAAACGUGGAGGCCCUCAAGGAGAUGUUGGGGGAAAAUGAAGGGGAUGUGCCAGUGCCAGUGCCCAGCCUUUGUCCCCACAGCAGCAGCCAGGACGGGGGCCCCCCUCACCACCACACGGUGCACCUGGGCUCCACGCAGGCGCCCUGCAUCCACUGCAGCAGGAGGAAGAGGCACCCACUGCAGCGCCAGGGGAGGUCCAAGGAGGGCAAAAGCAGGAUGCUGCCUGGAGAGACCACUGUCUUCUCAGUGGGCAGGUUCCGUGUCACACACAUCGGGAAGAAACCUCCGGUGCAGGAGCAGCCGGACGGAGCCGCUCGGCAGCCGAGCACGGAGGAGCUGGAGCGCAGCAGCGAGAGGCUCCAGCGGGAACGGGCUCCCAACGGGACUGUCCCCACGGCGGGGACACACGGUGGCCUGCACAACGGAGCCAUCCCCACGGGCACCCCGAGCGGCAGAAGCGCCGAGCAAAGCCUGUCCGCCAGCCCAGCCGCCAACACAGCGGCCAGCUCCGGCACCCGCGACAGCCGGAGGGCGCCCGGGGGGUCCGGCCCGGGGGGAUCCGGCCCGGGGGGAUCCGGCACGGCAGGGUCCGGCCCAGCAGGGUCCCUGCAGGAUGCUGGCUCUGCUCCUGGCAGUUCAGGUCGCCAGCGGAGGCUCAUGAGCUUGCCAGCGCUGGGAGCAUCGAGUCCCGACAUCCCGGGAGAGCUGGCGAGGGAAGGAGCCGGCAUCUGCCUGGAGGAGAUGGGACUGGAGUCGGCAGACGAGGUGUCGGAUAUUCACGGGAGCCUGAGUCUGCAGGAGCAGCCUGAGGAGCUGGGGAGAGACGAGAGCAGCAGGAAACAGCCCGGAGGGGAGGACGGGAGGCAGCAGGAGCCCAGCGCCGCGGAGCAGGACCGUGUGUGACCUCCUCUCCGCUCCCGGCUGGAGCGUGGACGGGAGCGCGCAGCCCCCGGAGCCCUCGGGGCUGGGGGGCUCUGCCGUGGGGUAGCCGUGCCCGGCCCCGGGUGGGCAGCUACGCGCUUGGCAUGGCCGGAGCGACGCGCCGGUGGCACCGAGAACCGCGCUCGGCGCCAGCCUUCAUCCCAUUGGCAAUAGGUACCCGAGUCCCACCCAGCGCACCCUCCCCGAGGUCACCGGACACCCCCCGAGGGACCCUCGGGGCUGGCAGGGGCAGGACAGCAGCCAGAGCCCGCUGCCCCCGCGGCCCCCCAGCUCCGGGGAGAGGAUCCGAGGGGGCCGUGGCGAGGGGCAGGGAUGGAGGCAGCGGCUUGAGCCCCCCACUCCCACCCCGGGGCGAUGUGGGGAGCGCCCCCAGCCCCACCCGGCACGUUCAGCACAGAGCACAGCCCCCCCACCCCAGCCGGGCACCCCUGGCACGCAGAGUGGGCACAGGCACAAAUCCUGCACCGGCAGGUCCCCGGGAGAUGCUAGCGGAGAGAGGAGCUUCCAGCCCCAUGCCACAGGCACAGGAGGGGCCGGAGCCCGGCCCUGGGGGCGGGAUGGCCCCCGGCCAGGCCAGCCCCGGGAGCUUCGGUGUGUAACGCCCUGUACAUAGACGAGCUACAACCAUUAAAGCUGCUGAACCCCUC
This is a messenger RNA of Catharus ustulatus (Swainson's thrush), 2451 nucleotides long. It is a transcript of the gene RELL2, whose product is annotated as RELT like 2. The transcript has 8 exons. The coding region runs from base 587 to 1765 and encodes 392 amino acids. Gene Ontology annotation, biological process: positive regulation of p38MAPK cascade; positive regulation of cell-substrate adhesion. The record is from RefSeq and is a predicted model, not a curated record. NCBI's taxonomy places the organism in Eukaryota, Metazoa, Chordata, Aves, Passeriformes, Turdidae.